AUGAGCCCAAAAGAGGACCCGUCGCUCAAGAGACGCGAGUCUCGUUCGGGAUCAAGGAAGGUCUCUUCAUUGUCGGCUGAGCAGCUGGAAAGAAAGCGUGCCAACGAUCGAGAGGCGCAACGGUCCAUCCGCCAACGAACCAAAAAUAAUAUAGAACAGCUUGAGGCUCAAGUCUCCAGCCUCCAAUCCCAGAUAGAAGAUAUGCGGUUCCGGACUGAGAGAUAUGACGAAGUCAUACAACUAAAUGCCACUCUGGAAGAUGAAGUGAGCCGAUUGAAGCGUCAAAUUGCUUCUUUCACUGGACGACCUGAAUUUGCAGGCAGCAUUGAACAAGUGGCUCGGCUUCGAAGCGGAUGGCCUCUAGAGGAAGUCCCGAAUAAUGCCUCGCCCAUCAUCCCCACGACGGGGUUGCUCUUGUCGCCGCAUUUCUCAGAGGCAUCUCAGCCUCGAACAUCAUCUGUUCUCUCAUCGUCGAGCCGGGCAUCUCAUCCACAUGACUGGCAACGGCCAUAUCCAUCAACCAGGUCACCAUCGCUUGGGGAAUCUUCCGAGGACUUUCCCAAUCACCUCGAUCCAUACGUUAUAGAUGGUCAAGUUCAUCAGGGGCCAAGAAUCUUGCCUCCUUCGAUUCCGAAUUCAGCACCUCAGAUGGGCUUUAGCGCAACCUCCGCGCCACCUCAAGUUGAAUCUUCAUUUGCCCAGUUUCCCUACAGCAACCGGUCACUUUCCAUGUCUAAUGCCACACCUGUUAGUCAGCCAGCUCCUUCUCAAGACUACCAGAUUGAGGCGCCGCCAUAUUCGCAAUCUAUACAGCCCCAACGAGACUUGACAUUUCCCUAUCCAUGGGGCCCCCAGUCAUAA
Penicillium canescens is the source of this 861-nucleotide messenger RNA. RefSeq names its product bZIP transcription factor. Gene Ontology annotation, molecular function: DNA-binding transcription factor activity. The transcript has a single exon. NCBI's taxonomy places the organism in Eukaryota, Fungi, Ascomycota, Eurotiomycetes, Eurotiales, Aspergillaceae. Bases 1 to 861 code for a protein of 286 amino acids. Gene Ontology annotation, biological process: regulation of DNA-templated transcription. The record is from RefSeq and is a predicted model, not a curated record.